Molecule: messenger RNA, 2310 nt
Organism: Thamnophis sirtalis
Lineage: Eukaryota; Metazoa; Chordata; Lepidosauria; Squamata; Natricidae
Source: RefSeq, a predicted model, not a curated record
AUGUCCUUUACUAGCUUCAUUGGUAGAGCAAUAGCUAGAGGCAUUUACGGGCAGCAAAUAAUGAAGGCAUGUCCUGAUUUAAAAAAACACCAUGCCGCUUUGGACUUAUUUUGUGAAGCUUGCAAUGAAGUGUCUUUUAAUGUACCUCAUAAACUGAAGAUGGGAAUGUUUAUUGGCAGAGUAAAAAUGAAACAUUGUCUUAAUGAUACUGGAAUUAUUGGUAUAAACAAUCCCAAUUUUGUAAUUCUGGAAGAUGGUUCACUGUAUACCAAAAAUGCUAUUUCUUUGACUACACAUGAAAGCAUCAUUACUGUAUUUUUAAAAAAUGUUUAUACACAUGAGCAAAAGCGGAUAUAUGUUAGCUUGCUAACAUACCCCCAAAAGGACUCAAAAACUAAGAGAAGGCAUGUCCGAUCAACUGUUGUGGGACGAACAAAACGAAGAUGGGCUCCAGUCCCAACUAUUAUAAUGGAAAACUCACUAGGUCCUUUUCCUAUGCAAAUUCAACAGCUGUCUUCUGACAUGGCAUUAAAGUACAAUAUUAGAUAUUUCAUCACUGGCCCUGGUGUUGACAAACCACCACUGAAUUACUUUUACAUUGAGCAAGAAACUGGAAAUCUCUUUGUUACUUGCCCAAUAGAUCGUGAAGAAUACCCAGAAUUUCAGCUCAUUUGCUAUGCAAUGACACCGGAUGGAUAUACCCCAGAAAUCCCACUUAUUCAUCUCAUCAAAAUAGAGGAUGAUAAUGAUAAUACUCCAGAAUUUGAGUAUAAUAUUUAUACUUUUCAUGUACCCGAAAACAGUAUAAUUGGAACAAUUGUUGGACAAGUGACUGCAAAAGACAAAGAUGAACCCAAUACACUGCAUAGCAAAGUGAAAUACAGAAUUAUAUCCCAGAGUCAUCAGAAACUUCAGGAAUUUGUUAUAGAUCCAGAUUCAGGCUGUAUUACGGUAGCGUUACAUCUGGACAGAGAGACUGUACCAACAUACACACUAAACAUAGAAGCAAGAGACAUGGGAGGUGAGGAGUUUGGUUUGUACACUACAGCACCAGUACAUAUUGAGAUUGGAGAUGUAAAUGAUAAUCUACCUCAAAUAGCACAAAGUAUGUAUGUAGUGGAAGUAUAUGAAAACAUAGAACAUGCAGAAAUAUUAUGUAUUCCUGUUGAAGAUAAAGAUGAAUCCAGAACAUCAUCAUGGAUGGGUAUAUUUGUUAUUACUAAAGGAAAUGAAGAUAAUAGUUUUGCUAUUAGAGUUGAUCCACAGCAGAAUAUUGGGUGUUUAAGCACUUUAAAGGAACUAGAUUAUGAGAAAAGUCACGAGAGAAGAUUAGAAAUUGUCAUAAAUAAUGAGGCACCUUAUGUUCCACCUCCAAAUUCAAGAGCUCUUCAAACAAGUGUGGCAAGCAUUGUGGUCAAAAUUAAGGAUCAGGAUGAAGGACCUGUAUUUGAAUCUUGUGAAUAUAUUCUACACAUAAGUGAACGCUUGUUGGUUGGCACAGUGGUUGGUAAUUACCAAGCAAUGGACCCAGAAACUGGAAACAAACAUUUAAGUUACAAAAUAAUAAAGGACCCAUGUGGUUGGAUCACCAUUGAUGAAUCAGGAAACCUCAGGACAACUGAAAGUUUAGAAAGCGAUUCAAAAAUCAUAGAAUACAGUCAAUGCAAUGUAACAGUAUCUGCAAUUGAUCAAAGUGGUAAAACAGGAAAUGGAACAAUUGUGAUAGUACUUAUGAUUGAGAACAAUUACCCAGUGAGUACCAGUAAACACUAUGUCAUGUGUAAAGAUAAAAAAACGAUCUGUAUAAACGCCACUGACAUUAAUUUGCCAAUGUCUACUAUACCUUAUCAUUUUGAAAUAGAGAAACCAGUGGACUUAAAAUGGAAGUUAACUCCAAACGAUGUAGGCUUUGGUGCACCUUAUGGUCUUUGGCUCUACCGAAAACGUCACACAUCUCAGGAAGAAUCUGAUUUAACUUUUGAGAAUGUAACAAGAUCAAACACUGAGGCACCAGGUGAAGGAAACAUAAGACCAAACAUUGAGGCACCAAGAGAAGGAAACACAAGACCAAACACUGAGGCAUCAGGAAAUACAGGAAAUACAAUGGUAUUUCUUUGUGGAGAAGAUGAAGAACGUAACGUGGCUAAAGAGUAUUUACAUGCAUAUAAUUAUGAAGGCAAAGAUUCACCAACUGGUACUCUAAGUUCCUGUACAGGGGAGUCAGAAGAAGAAAAACUGAGUUUUUUAAAUGAGCCAGAGCCUCCAUUCCGGACAUUAGUUGAAGUUUUUGUACAGAAGGAUUGUGUUUAA